Molecule: messenger RNA, 222 nt
Organism: Acanthoscelides obtectus
Lineage: Eukaryota; Metazoa; Arthropoda; Insecta; Coleoptera; Chrysomelidae
Source: the annotation of a GenBank genome assembly
AUGACGUAUCGAUUUUUGCCUUUCGGUGGAUUUUUCUCGGAUUUCGGGCAAAUCUUGCAUGUGAUAUUCGUAAAGUGUUGCUUUGGUUGCAUUUGGCGUGAUUCCAGUGCGACAUUGAUUUGGAAGGUGCAGCGUAGUUUGACACAGGGACGUGCCAGUGGGGCAAAUACUUUUUGUUACCUGGCCAUACACAUAUGGAAGUUGACACAGAACACAGCCUAA